ACUCACGAUCAGCCCUGCAAUACCGUAUUGUGGCAGUAGCCCUACUACUUGUCCUGUAUCAGUUUAUCCAGCCCUCAGGUCCACAGAGACCCGUUUCCAACGCGAUGUCACAAGCACUUGCAAGCUUGCUCCCAGAACUCGUCGGCUUCGAGCCUUGGUACGACAACUUCUGCUGGCAACCCGCGAGUAACUUCUUUCAAGCAGACGCUCCUAAUUGUCACCAGAGCCUCGAAACGUCGACUCGCAGCGCGAUGUCAGCGUCCACGGAAGUUUCUGUAGCCGCUAAACCGCGGCGCGGCGAUUCGAGCGACGAAGAACUAGCCAGGGUUGGAAAGAAGCGGCAUUCGGAGGAAAUCAUCGAGAGCCGCGCCGGAAAGAAGAAGUCCAACGGUUCCGCCGGAAUAGACAAUGCGGUUAUUAUUCAGCACAUGCUCAACGACGCGCUUAUCGCAGCGGGGCAUUCUUUUCCGGCAGGCCAAGCUCUUCUGCCGUCGCGCGGCGCUGCAGAUAUCGCAUACGAUUUCCCGCAAGUGAAAAAGGAAGCCCUUUCCUCGCGGAGUAACGAUUUGGCUGCCCAGCGGCCCGUGCGAGCGGAAUGCUGUGACACAGCCGCUCCCAUGGCGCGGUGUCCAGAUCAGCUUGCAUCUGCUGCGCCUACUAACCGCGGAUCUCAAUGGAGCGGGAAUCUUAGCAAGGGCGAUAUCCAACCGAGAAGUAUGCGCGAGAAGAAUCGCCGACACCGCAUCCUGGCUGCGUUCAGCAAGCUUGAAGACGCCAUUCCCUCUACGUUUUGCCAGCAGAGGCGGGCGUCGUUCACCAAGAUGGACACGUGUACCUUAAUCAGCAUGGCCAUUCAAUACAUUAAAAGCCUUGAACAACGGCGGGAAAACUUGGCCAAGCUUUGUAUGAGCAAUGCGAUGCUUGACGUGCAGCCUCCGUUUCAUCGUGGCAAUUUUUUCCCGCCAAGCUAGUUGCCCUGGCCUCGGUGGAUGUGUUUGUGUAAGUGUAAAUCUUGUUAAUAAAUAUUGUGAAAGCAUUUUAGCAUGAGUCCUCAUAAAGUUAGGAUAACGUGUCGUUUUUGAAAAAGAGUGUAGGUUGGUCUGGCGUGUAAUGACUCUGUAACGAAGCUCCCGUUGUGAGCCCUCUAUCGUCUCAUCAUCAAAUCCCCUGAAAGCCAGCACUUCCACGUCAGCUUGGAUUGAUCAUGACUCAUGAGUUCUCCCCCACCCACCCCCAGCCCAUCACACGCUCUCGCCUGCACAAACUGAGACAUGGGCCAACAACAGGCCUGCGGCAAUCUCGGUGGAGGGAAAUGUGAAGCUCCCUCUCUUGAACACUACGUAGUAGCACCGACGCUAGGCUGCGGCUCUUGCACUCCGCGCCGAGGGGGCUCAGUUCAAUUCAGCUCGGCGUCGUUCGAUUGCCUUUGAGAGUGUCGCGAUGGUUUCGGGAUAGCGGAGUGCGAGCCGAAAGGGCUUUGUCAGGGGACUUGCAGAAUGUCGAAAUUGGGGUGGUCGCUGCCUCGUUUGACUUCAGCAGCACAGCUAAGCUUAGUAAGAUGCACGGCAAAACCCCAGCGCAUGCAGACUAGUGGCUCGUUAUAUUCCGUAGACUGGAAGCAGGUGAUAGCUGAACGGCAAGAGACAGGAGGCAUGGAAGUAGUUGAAGAAGCCUCCACCAGCUCGUCAAAAAGUUCUCGGUUUUCGAAACAGUCAGCAAGCCGCACGGUGUCAAAACGCAGUGACGAGGAUCCAGUUCAUGCAGUAAUACUUGUUCACGGCAUCGUGUCAACAGUACGUGACUGGGAUUACCUUCGAGGGGAGCUGAAAAAGAAACUGGGACGUCGAUUUCUCAUUUAUGCAAGCUCGUCUAACGAGUUUCUUCUCACCUUCCAAGGCGUCGUAACGGCCGGAGAACGUCUAGCCAAUGAGGUCAGGACUCUCGUAAAGAAGAAUCCCAGUCUACAAAGAAUAACAUUUGUGGCUCAUUCUUUAGGAGGCCUAUUUUCUCGCUACGCGAUUGCCUUGCUCCACGAGCCACAUAACAGCGAGGGGGUUACCGUUGGUGACCCUGAUCAACGACCUGGGUUGAUUGCCGGUUUGGAGCCAGUAUGUUUUAUCACGUUGGCUACCCCACACUUGGGAGCUUUUGGAAAGGGUCAGCUUCCGUUUCUGUUGGGUGUGCAAUUUUUGGAGAAGCUCGCUCCGUCUGUAGCUCCGCUCGUCACCGGGCAAACAGGAAGCCAGCUCUUCCUUUCUGAUGGCUCAUUGUCGGAAACAAAGCUUCCUAUUCUCGUUGAAAUGGCCGCUGACAGCAAAGGCAAACCAUUCCUAUCAGCACUCAAAGCAUUCAGGUUGAGACUGUGCUAUGCAAAUGCUGGCUACGACCGCAUGGUUGGCUGGCAAACCGCGUCUAUCCGCAGAGCAGCUGAGCUUCCCGUGCUUCCGAAGACAUCGAUUAGCCCGCUUUAUCGCCACAUCGUGCUUGUCCAAAAUUGUCUUGCUGCUGAGGGCACUGAUUUGCCUGAUCCCAGAUCUUUCACAACUAACCCUUCUAAGGAUCACGAGCUUUAUCAAGAGUAUAUGAUUGCUGGUCUGCAACGGGUGUCGUGGAGGAAGGUGGACGUGAACUUUGAGGAGGCCUUCUGGCCAUUCUCUGCCCACAACAACAUCCUUGUGAAAAUGGAGUGGUUGCAUUUUGAAGGCGCUGGAGUUGUUAGACAUGUAUCGGACACAAUUCUAGAGCAGCACUCAGACGCAUUUCUCAGCAAACUCUGAUCAUUGGUCAUUUGCUGAUUGGAAUGGACGGUACCUUUUCCAAAGACACUGUGUUCCUGUCCCCUACUGCCUCUCGCAUCGCAUCCUUCCAGGGUGCCUCAAUGCCAUGCUGAGUGUAAUGAAUGGCACACCUCGCCGAGCAUGUCUGAGAACAGCUGCCUGCAAGACUGCUUUUUGUUUCUUUCAGUUGUGUAAACCUUUCGAAACCCUCACGCU
Closterium sp. NIES-67 is the source of this 2993-nucleotide messenger RNA. The record is from the annotation of a GenBank genome assembly. NCBI's taxonomy places the organism in Eukaryota, Viridiplantae, Streptophyta, Zygnematophyceae, Desmidiales, Closteriaceae.